Messenger RNA from Panicum virgatum (switchgrass), 2500 nucleotides. RefSeq lists its product as uncharacterized. The coding region runs from base 28 to 2130 and encodes 700 amino acids. The transcript has 18 exons. The record is from RefSeq and is a predicted model, not a curated record. Lineage: Eukaryota; Viridiplantae; Streptophyta; Magnoliopsida; Poales; Poaceae.
GACGAAGCGGAGCGGGUGCAGAAGGCCAUGUUCCGCAACAAGGUCCUCGUCCGCGCCGCCGCCUCCGCCUCCGCCUCCGCAUCAUCCUCCUCCCCGCUGCCGCCGUUCCUCCUCCGCCAGCUCUCGCUGUCCGCCGCCGCCGCCGCCGCCGCCCCCAUCUCCGCCCUCGACCUCGAGAUCCUCUGCUGCAGGCUCUCCCGCCGCCACCGCCUCGCGUGCCUCCCCCAGCUCCCCGCCGACGCGCUCCUCGUCUUCCAGGGAUGCCAGUCCCGCGAGGCGGCCGAGGCGGUCUCCGAGGUCGCGGCCACGUUCCCUGGCACCACGGUGGGCGAGGAGGAGGAGCUCGUGUGCUCGGGUGAGCUGGUCGCGAAAGCCGUCGAGUGCGAGCUGCACUCCAUGAUGCUUGAACAUGGAUGGACGUGUCUGGGAGAGAGUAUUUACGUGGACUCCAAGUUUCAUCAGAGUGAUGAGAGGACUGAUCUGCCCGCGCUGAAUGUGGAAGUCCGAUUGGGUAGGAAUGAUGAUUUUGAAUUUGUUGUCUCACCUGAUGCAUUUCGGUACACUAGUCAUAAGAUCUCUGAUGUUGCUAGCCCCAAAAUCAUGGAAAUGUUUCAGCACAGCAAUGAAGUAGUUUUGGACAUCAAUAACUUUCUAACAGUCUGUACAACUCUCCCUGCACUUCAGGAAGGCCAUGUGAUUGGAUAUAGCAAGAUGCUCCCCUCAGAACAGUGCUUGGACAAGUUAAUGGAGCUUUGCUUAUGUAAGCAUGGGUUAGAUACAAACUACAGUUAUCAUGUAGCCGUCAAACUUACAGAUGGAGCUUCAUCGGAAAUGAAAUGGUGGCCUUCUUCGUUAGUUCUCCAAGGUUCAGGGCUUCAACCAGCCUUAAAAUCUGUAAGAGUAUCUAAGGCAAUGUCUGCCUUGCAUUCCUUCGUAGAAUUAUUGAAAGCUUGGAAUUUCUUCGGGCAUAAUAAACUAACAAUUAAGGAACAGGUUCUACUGAACAGCUCUUCAACUCUGCCUACUUGGGAUAAGGCUGCAAGUAACCUGACAAUACACAGUUCAAAAAAUGAUAAUAUCGAGAAUUUUGAUUUAGGUCAUACAAAUGUUAUGUACAAAGGUCAAUCACUUAUUCUAGACUUUCGCACCCCAAAACCUGCUGUCCUUUCUUCGUUGAGGGCAAAAUCGUGGAAUAUUGAAGUGCACAAGAUAGGCCAUUCACCGGGUGAUAAUGACAACCUCAGUGGCGCAAGUCCUAUCAGUGAUGGUUUCCAAUCACAACUGGUUGCUCCAAACAGUUUAUAUAAAUCACAAGUUACUCGGUUGAAGCCUUCAUUCAGCAGAAGAAAACCAUCAGAAAAAAGGAAAUUGGGAUAUUCAUCAGAACAUCCUGAUGCUGAUAAUUCAAACAAAUCAAGUCAUCCUGAUGCUGUAGCAAAUCAUGCUAAUCCUGUUAGUUCAUCAAAUGCGAUUCUUCACAUGCCAGUCAAUCAGGUUUCUGAAAAUCUUGGAAGAAAUCAUGCAGGGUUACUGAAGGCCAGAAGUCAAGGAGGUGGAGGAAUUACGAAAACCCAACAAGAUUAUUUAGAAACAAAGAAUUUGGACACAAGAAGGAAGAGUAAAGGCUACACAUCAACACCAAGUAUCCAAGAAGUGAUGAAAGCAAUACCAGACAUUGAGAAAGAUGUGCUUACCACAAAGGUAAUGAACACAAAAUCGAAUUCGGUUGAUGCCAAGGAUGAGGUAACUGCAGAAGCAAAGAGAAAGGCAAAGCAAGAUCUGGACACGAAUAUGUUGACUGCUGUAACUAAACAGAAAAUAAUGCCAGAAGUUGUCAACAAUGAAUUUGCUAUAAAGGCGAGAAAUAACCAGAAUGAUGACCUUAAGAAAAAGGUUUCAAAGUCGAAGGCAAAAGCAGUUGACAAGGAUCUCUUAAAUUCAACAAGGACAAAAGCAAAGCCAGAUGUUGCCAGUGAAGAGUUGAUAGCAAAGGUGAUGGAUCAUCAUAGGAGGGGUGAGCUGCGUUUACUGACGGUGGCUGAUCUAAAGUGUUUCCUCGGUGCAAAGAAAGCGAAGGUUGGAGGAACAAAGGAAGUGUUAAUACAAAGAGUGACUGAGCUUCUUGCUUGACGGAUGUGUUGCUGUUAACAAGUAACUAAGUAAAAAGUUCCAACCUAAUAUGCAUGUGAACUGUGCCCAGUACUUCUUUUUGCUACUUGCUGCGCUGAAAAUCAGAAGAGGCAUGUGGGCAGUCACCAUAAAACCAGAGAGCUUCUUUUAUAGUCCUUAGGAGAUACACGUUUUAUUCCACUGUGUGAGUCGUUUUAGUUUUGUCCUAAGUCAACUUCUCUAAGUUUGACCAAAUUCAUAGUAAAAUAUAUUAACAUACAAAAUACUCCCUCUAUCCCAAAAUAUAAGGCGUGUUCAAAUAUAUUGUUAGAUGUAUAUGUACACUUUGUAGUUUCCCCAUUGUAUAAGGGGUUUUGUGCAUAUUUCCUAA